Molecule: messenger RNA, 2660 nt
Organism: Vidua chalybeata
Lineage: Eukaryota; Metazoa; Chordata; Aves; Passeriformes; Viduidae
Gene: COMMD6
Product: COMM domain containing 6
Exons: 8
Coding region: 12-635 (207 amino acids)
Molecular function (GO): NF-kappaB binding
Source: RefSeq, a predicted model, not a curated record
CGCGCGGCGCCAUGGCCGCUGGCUCCGCGGGCGCGCUCGCGCUCGCGCUGGUGGCGCUGGAUGAUGGUGGUGCAGCAGAUAAGAUUCGUUUAAUACCUCAAGACUUUUUUGCUGAGCUGUGUGAACAAAUAAUUCAACAUCUGAACCAUAAGAUCCCAGGUGUAAAUACAGCUGAAUUGUGUCAGAGAAUUCAGACAUUGGGGGUUGACAUUACUAUUGGUGACCUGGCAAAAGUAGCUAACACUCUUUCAUUUCUAUUUAGCACAGCAGCCAGAAACAACCUCUCUACAGAAGAACUUGUCACCACCUUGGGUAGUGGCAUCAGCACACUGCCAAAACAUGCAGUUCAAGUUAUUCGUCACGUGUGGAAUGAGCAGGGCAAAGCCAUUGCUGUGUCAGAAGAUGCAAGAAAUACGGCCACAGUGGGGCAGUUUGUAGAUAUGAAAUGGAAACUGGGAGUUGCGAUGAGUUCUGACACCUGCAGGUCUCUGAAGUACCCAUAUGUCACAGUGACACUAACAGUGGCAGACCCUUCAGGACAAAUAACAGACAAAUCUUUUGAAAUGACGAUACCACAGUUCAAGAACUUCUUCAGACAGUUCAAGGAAAUGGCAUCUGUUCUUGAAACAGUUUGAAGGGAACUUUUAUUUUCAGUGACAUGUUGGAGGAAGAUCAAGUAAACUUUCCAUUCUGCAUAGGGAAUAAAGUGCCAUUGUUCAGCCAGAUACCUCACUUCAACCUCUGAACUAGAAAAGUCAAGCAAAAACUUGAAAAUUCAGGCUGGAGAGGUAGCCAAGCACGUCAGAGAAAGGACCACACUAAAAGAUUUCUUUGCGUGUUGCAUUGUAACAGGCAGCCACUGGACUGUGUUGUGCAUGCUUGUCCUAAGAAGGUGUCCUAACCAACAAAAUAUUGACUUUGAUGUUGAAGAAUGGGGGCAUUUCUAAAGGGGAGUGAUUAAUCCAAUGUGCUUGCAUGCUCUCCUCUUAAUUUUUUUUUCUUGAAUUUUCCGUAAAACAAAACACACUGCAAAUAUUGUGGGAUGUAAAAAAAGCAAUACUGUUGCAUCUCCAGAUGUGCUGGUGGUGUAGUAGAACAAGUAAAUUUGAGGAGAGAUAAUUCACACUGAUAAGCAGAUUGAAGUUUCUGCUUCAACUUUGGGCUGGCAGGGACUGAGUACCAGCUUUGCUGGGACAGAUCCUCAAAUUAUUUCAGGCCCACUUAAAGUGUGAACACCUACUCUACCUUUCUAACUCAAAUCUGUUUUUUAAAUUAACAUUUUUUACGAGCUGACUGAAAGUCAUUGAUACAGGUUAUGCCUGCCUUUUUGUGCUAUAAAAAUAAACUGUAGCACAUUGUGCGUGCUGCAUACGCUACAAUCCUUUCAGGAAUGCCCCUAUUUUAAGCAUUAUGCAUGAUGCGUAAAAACAGUACUUGGACUUGAUUAGAAGCCCAAAUAAGUGAAAUAGUGUUGACUUUGAGGAAAGUUUUUGGCCAUGACCAUGGAUCUGGAUGAUACUUUGUUUAUGCUGGUUGAAGUCUGAGGUGUUUGCUUUGUGGCUGGGGAGAGGAGAUUGGUCUUUCUGGGACCCUCCUCGUGUAGUGUCACCAAAUGCUCUUGGGAGCACACUUCCCAUUUGUCUCUUCCCUUGUCUGUCUGCAAGGGCUCAGGGCUGAAUGAUAGAGCAAACAAAUGUGUAUGGAAAAGGGAUGUGAGCAGCUGAUUUCUUUUGUUGUUUUUACUUUGCAGAAGUGGGAGUGUAAGGCUGCUAUAACUGGAAAACAUUGUCAUGCUUUGGCCUAGUGAAUUAAUUGUUUUACAUCAAUGCAAGAGUUCCAGAAAAAAUAUGGUUGUAAUUUUUUUUUAGUAAAGCUGGAGCCUUACAAAUAACUUCCUAUGUGUUCCAAUGCACAUACAUUCUUCAUAUAGCUGGAAAUACUUGUGCCUUCAUUGGAACUGCAUGGAAAAGAAGAUUUAAUUAAUCAUGUCUUAACAAUUCAGUAGAUGUUGGAAGGUAAUGAGGAAACUCCCAGUUACCAUUUUUGCUUGCCCCAUCAGCAAAAGCAGCAAGUUGUCAGCCUUUGUAAAGACUUUUAUUUUGCCAAGUCAGAUAUUCUAGAAGUAUUGAUGAAUAUUUUUUAAAAUGUCCCUGAACUCCAGCAUGUUGUAAUUCUGGCUGGAAGAUGCUUGGCCAUGUGUACUACACUAAUUUACUGUCUUGAGAAUUUUCAGAAGAGCUAUGAUUUAAAGUUGGCUAUGUAUUCAAACUUUUGAAAUGUGCCCUGAUCACUAUUAGCAGGAGUUCAUCUACUGAGUAAUGGAAGAAUUAAGUAUUUUAUUAAAAGGAAACCAAACAAAAAACUUAACAGUUUUAAGGGUAGCAAUAUUAAUAUGUCCAAACAAGCUGGUGAUUUGUUUGUCUAUAUGUGCAGAAACCAGAUCUUUUCAAAGAAAAUCAGGAGUCCUUAUGUGUUCCUAAUUCUAAUUGUUGAUUAACAGAAAUUGUAUAACAUGAAUAUUUUUGUAAGUCCACAAAUAGUCAUUAAACAUGUAGGUAAUAAAGACAAAGCUGAUCUGUGUUUUGGUUUAAGCCUACUGCAUGGAAGUCUGUCUUGUAAAUAUUGCAAUGAGUAAAGUUCAGGACUAGACAAUGACUAAA